GGCCGCUGUAAUUACUGCCAAGUUGGAACAGUUCUCCACAGCCAGCCGGACAACCGCGAUCUACUCCACCACAGGCGACCUCCAGCGCCGUCGACCAGCAACCGCACAGGUCACCGUCGUUCUCCGGCUGCUUCACCCCGUCAACCCAGUCGCUGCCAGCGAACUCCUGAUCCCUCUCGAUCGGCACUAUUUUAUUAUUAUUAUUUUUUCAAAAUCCUAGGAAACCCUACUAGGAAACGGACUACAUCACACGCUUGUUGUUGGAAAUGUUUGAAGGUUUAGUUCGGCAGUUGCUAUUGGGUUACCUUGGCCAAUACAUUCGGGACAUUCAAACGGAGCAGCUCAAGAUUACUCUGUGGAACGAAGAAGUAUUAUUGGAAAAUGUUGAGCUGAUUCUUGAAGCUUUUGAUUACCUUCAGUUCCCAUUUGCUUUAAAGCAAGGUCAUGUUGGCAAGUUGAGUAUUAGGAUUCCAUGGAAAAAGCUUGGCUGGGAUCCUGUUAUAAUCAUCUUAGAGGAUGUAUUGAUCUGUGCCUCCCAACGAGAUGAAAAAGAGUGGAGCAUGGAUGCUGUUGAGAAAAGAGAAUUUGCAGGAAAAAAGGCCAAACUUGCUGCGGCUGAACUUGCAAAGUUAUCUAGACGUGUCUGUGAUAGUCAGUCUGGAAAUUCAUUUAUUUCACACAUUGCUGCAAAGAUUCUUGACAGCAUCCAAGUGUCUAUUAGAAACAUGCACGUUCUCUAUCGUGAUAUGCUGACUACAUCGGCAGUGACUGUAUUUGGUUUGAAGUUUUCAAGCUUGACAAUUAUGAAGCAACAUUUUCCUGGGUCUUCUACUGGGAAAGUAAGGGGAGGCCAAGUGAACAAAAUUGUUGAAGUUCAAGGGUUGGAACUUUACUGCAAUACUUUUCAAGGAUCUGAUAAGUUGAUGAGUGUGGACAGUGCUGUGGGUUCCAAAAUUUGGGGGGGUGCACUAUUGCAAGCUAAUGAAAAAGUUAAUUUAUUGGCUCCAUUGGAUGUUACCCUGUCUCUUUCGGUGAAUCGAUCAGGGGGGCUUGAUAGCAGUGCUCCACAGUAUUCAGUAAAUGUUGAAUUAAACAACGUGCACAUUUAUGUGGAUGAGGUUCAAAUACAACAAAUCUUGAGCUUCUGUGAUUAUUUGUUGACAUCUCAAUUGCGAGAAAAGUAUGGACGCUAUCGGCCUUGGUGGAGUCCUAUGGAUAAGAAGCUGAAAGGGUGGCAGAUAGCUUGGUGGCAUUAUGCUCAACAGUCUGUUCUCUUGGAUGUUCGAAAAAGAUUGAGGAAAAUUUCCUGGAAGUACCUUGGAGAGAGGCUAAAUCGUCGUCGAAAGUAUGUGAACUUGUACAAGACAAAACUGAAAUUCCUUCAUCAAGACCAGGUGAUUGCUGAAGAUGUGAUGCAAAUGCUAGAGGAAAUAGAGAAAGAAUCUGAUAUUGAUGAGAUCUUAAGUUACAGAUUUGUUGCAGAGCGUGAGCUGCAGGACGUUUUACUUGCUUCCUCGUCUAACAGUGUGAAUACUGGUAAACCUAUCGAAGAUGAAAAGCCAUUCAGCAGGCCCCGUGGAUGGUUGAAUUGGUUAUCUCAUGGGAUGCUUGGGGCUGGUGGUACAGAUGAUUCUAGCCAAUUUUCGGGCAUUAUUUCAGAUGAUGUAAUCAAGGAUAUCUAUGAAGCAACUAAGUUCCAGCCUGUACAAUCUCUAAAUGUGGAUGCUGCAGAAAGUGCCAAAGGCUGUAUAUCAUCAAUCAUGUUCAGCAUUAAUCAACUUUCAGUUGCUUUGCAGAGCAUGAAAUUGGGUUGUGCCAUUGCCCAUCUUAUGCUGAAUGAGAUUUCAAUUGGAUUUGAGACAUGGGAGGAAGAGGCAGUAAUUAGUGCCAGAAUUAGCUCUGGUGAGAUGCUGAAUCCUGUCAACAAGGGACUCAUCCUACUCAUGAGGAUGAACCAUGGUGAACGCAUAUUUGACAUUCCACAGCCUUUUGUUAAUAUCCAUGUUGAUGUUUCUUCUCCACAGAGAGAUGCCAACCUAUCAGUUAAGGCCAUAAUUCAGCCGCUGGACGUGACGUAUGAUGCAGAAUUUGUAAAGAAUAUUCUGGCUCUUUUAUAUGUUGUGAACGAGUUCAAGUCUUUGAAUUACAGGAUCCUGUUAUCCAUGAAUGGGAUUGACAACAUCAAACCCAGACUUCUGUCUAAGGUUGACUAUAUUUUAUCAAGUCGCAAGAAGAUUAUUUGGGAUGCUAGUUUCGCAGCUGUUGUUAUCAACUUUCCCUGGAAAAAUGCAAACUCUGAAGUGCACAAACUGGUAUUUGAAGUGGGCGAGUUGUCUUUUGUCUCUAAAUAUGAUAAGGGAUCUUUUACGGUAACUUCUGAUUUCUCAGAUGAUUUUCUUGACGGUUAUCUUCUCCAAGAUUUCUAUGAGCAUUUUAAGAUCAAUAUAAACAAUUUUCAGGUAAAUUUAUUGACUUCUUACUCUUCUGCGCCUCUCCCCCUUCUCGAAAAGUUUACUGGUUCUAUUGCCCUGGCAUUGUGCAUUAUUCCUGAUGAACCAAUAUUGAAAAGACUUGAGGUUGACAUGGAGAUUUCAUCCAUUCUUGUUCACAUUUCACUACCUCUAUAUGCAUCACUUACAGAACUGAUCAUAGAUUUUGUUCCACCGGAUCUGACAUCUGUUUCUUCGAUCUCAAAUAUGGUUAAUAAUAAGUCUGGUGGGCUGGCUCCCUCUAAUUGUUUUUGGCUUUCUGCCAAUGCCAAUGUGGAGUCUGUUGCUUUUUUAAUUGACCUUGAAACUGAUGCUGGGAAUCCUUGUAGCCUCAUGCUUUCAUUUCAGGAGUUAGAUAUUCGGUUUGAUAAAAACAAUUUUGCGGAAUGCUGGACUUCCAUAAAGGCACUUGAUGUCAAAUGUUAUUCAAGUCAGAUUGAAGAAAAGGACAAUGUUUUGUGCUCAUCCAGAAGUUUCUCGGGAGAAUCUUUUGGCCAGUAUGACAUUGGCACCCGAACUUGUCAUCAAAUUGGCAAUCAUAGUAAUAAAAAAAUUGUUGGGGAGCAGUUCUUUUUGUUGCAUUACAAAGCUUGCAAGUGUUUAGAAAUGAUUCGGCAUGAAUAUGCAUUAUGGCUAACUGGACUUGAUAUUCACUGCUACCCAUUUAUAAUUGGACACUUGACUGGAUUUUUUGAUAAAAUAAUUGAGUAUAAAGCAUUUACUGGAGUUGAAAAUACUGCUGGAGCAUAUGGUGAAGUAUCACUUUCAUACUCCAAUUUUCCAUGCCAAGGAUUUGGCAUCUCAGGCUUCUGUGGUUCUAGUUCUUCAAAAUGGUCUCCAUUGCAGCAGUUACCUUCUGUAUCAGUUCAAAAUUCUUGCUCUCUUUCCAAUCCUGAAAGUCCACUUAUCUCAGCCACCCCUGAGCAGUGGAAAUAUUCUUAUCCAAGAGAUUGCAAGAUCAGGAGUUGUGCAUUUAACUCAAAUGAGAAAUCUAAUGCACAGCCCACAUUCUUGUCUAAUCCUUCCUGCCCUCAAAUUAAUGUUGCCACGAUGUACUUCGUUAAUUUAGAUAUUGGUGGUCUCAGGAUCCAUUUUCAUGAUUCUUGUAGCAUUCUUGGAAGUGUUUCUUUACCUAAUCUGAGGUCAGAAUUUUCCAUUGGUGAAAACAAUUUAGAUGUGCUUUGCUUUUCUAAGGGACUGAUUCUUUCUUCACCAUGGUGGCCUCAGCCAAUCCAUGAUUUUCUUUGGGGUCCCUUGACACCCACUUGUCCUCCAAUUCUGAACUUAUGUGUGAGGAAAGAAACUGCUAAAUCAAUCUUGGAAAUGAGCUUUGAUAUCCAGCAUGUGUCCUGUGUUCUUCCUCCUGAAUUUCUGGCUGUCAUAAUAGGUUACUUUUUGUUACCUGAUUGGGGCGCUAGCCUGAAUAAACCACAUAUAGUUGAAAACUCUGAUCAUACUGACAUAUUAGGCAAUGCAUCUGUCACAUAUAAAUUUGAGAUAUUAGACUCAAAUUUGUUUGUACCUGUAGGAUUAGAUGGAAACCAAUAUCUAAAACUUGACAUUCCUCAGUUGUGCGGUAGUUUCAUUGAAAAUGUAGAUCUAGAGUCUGCCCUUAAUAAUGUUCCAUCAGAAUGUUUGGUCAAAGCUGAUGAAGUUGCUCAUGGAAACCAUUGCUUAAACUUAUCUGGGCGUGACUUGUCCCUAUCAUUAUUGUCGAUAAAAGACAUGCCCGAGUGCUCAGGUUCCACUCACAUUCCCAGGAAAAUGCAUAUUACCUUGAUUUCUCCUCUCACUGUUGAAUUAUGGGUGAGAAUGCCUUCUCAGUGUGAGCCUCCUAAGGUGUUAGCCUCUUGUCCAAUAUUCAUCAUGGUUAUGGUCAGUGAUUGUCAGCUUACAGCUGAAGGUGAUUCUCUAAUUGUUGGAUAUGAAGCAUUGGUGGACGGCAUAAAUCAGUUUUCCAUGAUUGAGAAACAAUCCAAGGCAUUCAAAUCUAAUAUUUACCAGUUCUUUGAAUUCAAGAAGUUACUAGUGGAAGAUAAUGCAUCUCCACCUGAAUCAUCUGCGGCAAACUUAAUGAUACUCCGUGCAUGUAUAAAGUCAAUGUCCUUAAGACUGUGCCGUACAAAAGGAGAUUCUGUUGCUGCUGAUGUCAUUGCAGAGGCUAAUUCACAAUUUACUUGCACUGCAUCAUUUAGAAAUGAUGAACUUCAAUGCCUAAAGAUUUCCUUCUCUACUCUAUCAUUAUUUUCAUUACUCAAUUCAGUUAUGCUUGCAGAAUGCCCUUCUACUUCCACUAUUUCUGUUCUGGACUUGACCUAUUUAAUAUCAAAGGAGAACGGAAGUAUACUUCUACUGUCCAUUCCUUCAGUUGAUUUUUGGCUGCAUACAUCUGAUUGGGGCGAGUUGGUCAACUUAGUUCAGUCUUUUGUUCAACAACAGCCUGUAACUCAUACUUUGAGCACCCCGCCAGAGAAUCUCACUUUCGUUCUUGUGGAUGAAAUUGAAAAUGAGGCAAUUGAUACUUUAAGACACUCUCAUAGGCUUCCAAAUUUUUCAUCUUGCUCUGGUUCUGAAUAUGUGAAGCCUUCUACUGUAUUCCCCAGAGUAGAGCUUGAAAUUGUUGGCACAACAGUUCACAUUCCUGUUUGGGUGAGAAAAGAUGCAUUUGACAUCUUUGAAGGAAAUCAGAAUGAUCAUCUGGAUGACUUACGAAGCAUGAUUUAUGGAAAUCAGCAUGGCUUUAUCACAGUUAAGUUGCAAAAGGGAACUGUCAAACUGGCUAUUGAUGGGAAAGGUAUGAGGCUUGAACUCUGUCUGGAUCAUACAAAGGGGUCAGUGGAGCUCCGUGGGGAAGAUAAAUUACACACAUUGCCUCUUUUUCAAUUGUUUCAAGUCAAUUUGGAUGCUGAAAUUUCUUCUUAUCUGGUGAACGGGAUCUGCGGGAAACUGGACAUCCAAUGUGAUAGUCUGGAUGUGUGGCUUUCGAAUCAUAUAUUUUACUUCUGGUGUUUUGUGCAUUUUCAAAAUCAGGCUGCUGACACUUCUCAAUUCAUUAUCAAUUGCAUGGAUUCAAAAGUCCACUUGAGGAAGCUGUCUCUUUUUUUGACUAAUGGGAAGUGGAGUUCUACUGGACCUCUGAUGGAGUUUUUGAUCCAAAACUUACUCCUUCACUCAAGCUUAAAUGACAAAGAAAUUCAGGUGUCAGUUGUGGGUGAUAUACAAGCCUACUAUAACAAUAUUGACAAGGUGUUGUGGGAACCAUUUAUAGAGCCCUGGGGUUUCCAGCUAUGCUUAAGCAGAAUACAUGACAAGACUUCACUUCUAAGUACUGAAGCUUCUACUGAGAUUCGUCUUGAAUCUACUUCUCAGCUUAAGUUGAACAUCACUGAAUCCCUUGUUGAGGUUGCUUCUAGGACAACUGAGGUAAUUAGAGAUGCUUGGAACACAGCAGAGAUUAGGACUAGUUCAGAAAGCCUAAACUUGCAUAGUGAUCGUUUAAAUGUGAAUUUGGAUGGCAGAAGACAUGCUCCAUAUGUACUACAGAAUUUGACUUCCUUGCCUCUAAUGUUUUAUGUCUAUAAAGGGCAGCAAGCCAGCAGUAAUUUUAGAGUAUCACUUACAAAAAGUGGAAAGCUUUUGCAACCAGGUUUUUCUAUUCCUAUUGAUGUGGAAGAAACUCCAGAAAAACAACAUAUACACUAUAACUAUGCUCAAACCUCAGAUAAACUUAGUGAUGGGCAAUCAGCAGAGGCAGCUCAUCAUUAUAUCUCUAUUCAACUUGAGGGAACAUCAAUGCCAUCUGGUCCUAUUUCAAUGGAUCUUGUAGGUCUGAGGUACUUUGAGGUGGAUUUUUCAAAAUCAUCUAGUAAAUCUGAUGCUGUUACAAAUGAAGAUGCUUCAAAAAUAUUCAAAAAGAUUGAAGGGCAAGUUAGCACAGGUUCAGAAACUGGAUUUGUUGUUCCCGUGGUUAUUGAUGUUUCCAUUCAGCCUUAUACUAAGAUGGUGCAGUUGUACUCGACGGUGUUACUCUCAAAUGCAACUUCAGAACCACUUGAAGUGCGGUUGGAUAUUCCAUUUAGUGUAUCUCCGAAGAUUCUGGAUCCCAUAUAUCCUGGUCAGCAAUGUCCUCUUCCUCUUCAUUUGGCUGAAGCAGGCCGCAUGAGAUGGCGUCCUCUUGGCAAUGCUUACUUAUGGAGUGAAGCAUAUAAUAUUCAAAAUAUUCUUUCACAUGAGAGUAGAAUCAGCAUCUUGCGUUCCUUUGUUUGCUAUCCAUCUCAUCCAAGCAGUGAUCCAUUCCGCUGUUGCAUAUCAGUUCAUGAUUGGUGCUUACCUUCAGUUGGGCUACCUAGGAUGGGUGCAUUACGGUCCAAUAAUGAUACACUUAGACCUUCUUCUGAAAUUCGUAAUGAAUUGUCACAUGAUAUGAUUAGAUCCAAAAAGAGGUAUGUCCACCAGUUGACUCUAAGCAGCCCACUAGUUUUGAAAAACUAUCUUCCAGAGGCUGUAUCGAUCACAAUAGAAAAUGGAGGUGUUACAAGUUCUGCAAUAUUGUCAGAGGUGGAAAAUUCCUUUUUUCACAUUGAUUCUUCACAUGACUUGACAAUUACUUUCCAAUUGCGUGGAUUUAACCCUUCAUCUAUGAAAUUUCCACGUGCUGAAACAUUUUGUGAGACAGCUAAGUUCAGUGGAACAAGAUUUUCUCUGUGGGAAACCAUCGUCUUUGAUUCUAAAUCAAGCUCCGGCCCUUUAUGCAUUACUUUUGAGAAGGUAAUGGAUGCAUUCUCUGGGGCCCGUGAAAUUUGCAUUUCUGUUCCAUUUCUACUAUAUAAUUGCACGGGUUUAUCACUUGUUGUAUCCAAUGCUGUCAAUGGGACAAAGGGGCAUUGUUGCAUUGUUCCUUCAUGUUACGAUUUGGACAAGCAAGACCUGGUCCCAAGCAGGAAGGAUGGUCUUAGCCUCCUAUCACCUAUUAUUGAUUCUGAUAUAGCUCCAUAUGACAAUAGCUUCCCAAUAUCAUCCACGAAUAGUUACCCUAUCUUGAAUUCAAAUGACAACAGAUUAUCUGAUAAUCAUUCAAAGUCAUUACAUUCAUCCACAGUUGUACAUCGGUAUUCACAUAACCAUGGUCUAUAUACUCAAAAGUCAUCUUCUUCUACUUUCAAGAAUCAGUCAGGGUCAAGUAGCCAAUCCAGUUUGAGGUCUUCUGAUUUCCUUGAAAAUGAAAGUGACGUGAUUAAUUGCUGCAUGUAUUCUCCCGAUUCAAGUUUCUCUUCUGAUAAAAUUGUAGUUAAGGUCAGUAGAUUCCUGUCUGCUUGUGUUACACAUAAUACCCCUGAGUCUUGGUCAAAUGCUUUUUCCCUUGUUCCCCCUACUGGUUCAACUUCUGUUGUUGUUCCACAACCAUCCAAAAGUUCUGGGUACGUAAUGUCUGUUAGUGCUGUUGCUGCACCAUUUUCAGGAAGGACAAAGAUUAUUACUUUUCAACCCAGAUAUGUGAUCAGUAAUGCCUGCAACAAGGACCUGUGCUACAGGCAAAAGGGAACUGAUGUUGUUUUUCUAUUGGAGGCUGGACAACAUUCCCAUAUUCGAUGGACAGAUACAACAAGAGAAUUACUAGUUUCUAUCCGUUUUGUUGAACCUGGAUGGCAAUGGUCAGGAUGCUUCUUGCCUGAACAUUUAGGUGAUACUCAGGUGAAAAUGAGAAACUUUGUUUCUGGUGCUGUUAAUAUGAUUCGCGUAGAAGUGCAGAGUGCUGAUUUCUCCAUUAGAGAUGAAAAGAUUGUUGGAAGCCCACGUGGAAACUCUGGGACAAACCUGAUUCUUUUGUCAGAUGAUGACACAGGCUUUAUGCCAUACAGGAUUGAUAAUUUCUCAAAGGAGAGACUACGCGUUUACCAACAAAAGUGUGAGGCUUUUGAAACAAUGAUUUACUCCUACAGUUCUUGUCCUUAUGCAUGGGAUGAACCUUGUUACCCGCAUCGUUUAACUGUUGAGGUUCCUGGUGAACGUGUCGUAGGAUCAUAUACUCUUGAUGAUGUAAAGGACUACACACCUGUUUGUUUAUCAGCAACUUCUGAGAAACCUGAAAGAACUCUGCUUGUUUCUGUCUGUUCUGAAGGAGCAACUAAGGUUCUUCGCAUUAUUGAUUCAAGCUGCCAUGAUUUAAAUGAUUCAAAGAGCCCAUGUCUUCCACAGUUGAAAGAUAAAGGAAAGAAUGCCAGGAAGCUUGAAUCUGUUGCUCACUUCAAGGAGAGAAUUGUGGUUAACAUUCCUUUUGUUGGAAUAUCUUUAAUAAAUUCUAUACCAGAGGAAUUGCUUUUUGCUUGCGCAAGGAACAUUACCAUGAAUUUUGGGCAGAGUCUAGAUCAACAAAAGUUCUCCUUGCAAAUUAUGUCUUUGCAAAUCGAUAACCAGUUGCCUGGUACUCCUUACCCUGUCAUUCUAUCUUUUGACCAUAAUAUUGGCAUUACCAGUAGAGAUACAAGAGAAACAGCUAUUGGGACCCAGGAACCUGCAUUCUCUGUAGUUGUAGCAAAGUGGAGGAACAAAUAUCUUUCACUGGUUUCAUUUGAAUAUAUAGGCUUAAGAGUGGCUGAACUUCAUCUAGAACUUGAUCAAGAAGUGAUAUUGAGUUUGUUUGAUUUUAUCAAGUCAGUAUCUUCAAGGUUGCAGAGCAGAGUGUUGCAGCAUAUGAAUCCAACCCUACAUCCAAUAUUUUCUGAUUUGGAAUCAGAUUUGUCUAUCCAUUCCUGCUCUCUAGACUUUGAACCUCUGAAUUCAAAUUCUAAGCAGCACCUUGCAUCAAACACUACUUUAUUUCAUGAAAGCAGCAAGAACUCUUUGCUGCCUCCAAUAAUCCCUAUUGGUGCCCCAUGGCAGCAGAUUCACCUUCUGGCCAGAAAGCAGAAGAAAAUAUAUGUUGAAUUUCUUGAUAUGUCCUUAAUCAAACUUACUUUAAGUUUUUCUAGCAGUCCCUGGAUGCUUCGAAAUGGGGUCCUUACAUCCGGUGAAUCUCUAGUUCAUAGUGGUCUAAUGGCACUUGCUGAUGUGGAGGGAGCACAAAUUCAUCUCAAACAUUUGAUUCUAUCACAUCAGCUAGCUAGCUGGGAAUCCAUCCAAGAGAUUCUCAUUGGGCAUUACAGUCGACAAUUCCUUCAUGAAAUGUAUAAGGUGCUUGGUUCAGCUGGAGUGAUAGGUAAUCCAAUGGGGUUCGCAAGGAGUGUAACUCUUGGCAUCAAAGAUUUCUUAUCAGCUCCUUUGCAAAGUGUUUUCCAGAGUCGUGCAGGACUUAUUAAAGGCAUGGCACAAGGCACCUCCAGUCUCUUGAGCAACACUGUCUAUGCAAUAAGUGAUACAGCCACUCAAUUUAGCAAGGCUGCACAGAAGGGCAUUGUUGCAUUUACAUUUGAUGACCACAGUAUAGCAAAUAUGGAUAGACCCCAGAAAGGAAUAUCCUCCCAGAGUAAAGGUGUAAUAAAUGAAUUCCUGGAGGGACUAACUGGUCUACUACAAUCACCUAUAAAGGGGGCUGAAAAACAUGGACUUCCAGGAGUAGUCUCAGGUAUAGCCCUUGGUGUGACGGGACUCGUGGCAAAACCUACUGCUAGUGUCCUUGAUAUCACUGGUAAAACAGCACAGAGCAUUAGAAAUUGGAGCAAGCGGCAUCACAGUGGAUGCCACCGCUUUAGGGUUCGUUUGCCAAGGCAUUUAAGCAGGGAAUACCCCCUGAGGCCAUACUGUUGGGAGGAAGCAAUUGGAACAUCUGUACUCCAGGAGGUUGAUGAUAGUUUAAAUCUCAAGGAUGAGGUCCUAGUCAUCUGUAAUGCACUCAAAGAGGAUGGGAAAUUUGUUAUCAUCACUGAGAGACUCGUCUUAGUUGUAAGUAGCAAAAGUUUGGAAAAUUUGGGUAAGCCCGAGUUUCGUGGAGUUCCUGCUAACCUGGAAUGGGUGAUAGACAUGGAGAUUGGAAUGGAUAGCAUCAUCCAUGCUGAUAAUGAUGGAGAGGUGGUGCAUAUCAUAGGAAGUAGGUCAGAUAUAGUAAUGAGGCAGAAUCAGCAGAAAAGAGGUUGGGGAACAGAAGGCAAGCGAAGCUGGAACAAUAAUCCUCGUGCUCCUCUUCCAUUAUUCCAAACUGACUUGCUGUUUACAUCAAAAGAAAGGGCAACGGACUUUCUACACACACUUUUGUCUGCAAUUGACCAGGCUAAAGAGCAAGGCCGGUGCCAUGUGCAUCUUUUGCACCAAAGUAGCCUAAGGUAGAUUUUUAAACAAAUUAAAAGUGUGGCUAAAAUUAUCAUUACAAUGUUGGAGAAAAACAGCAUGAUCCUCAGGAUAUGUUAAUUGUUUUGUACAUUUGCCCCAAUUGCGUACAUAAUCAAUCAAGCUGAAAUUUGUCCUUGUCCUUUUUUUGAGGCUCAUAUUGUAAGCUGUAGGACCACUGUAAUUUAGUGUACUGUAAUGCAUUGAACUGUGGUAUUGUUAGUGCAAGGCAUUGAAAACCUGAGAAAUGCUAUAAAGAACUUGGUUUCAAGUAUGAAAGUGAAGAGAAGGUUUUUGAA
This is a messenger RNA of Ipomoea triloba (trilobed morning glory), 11047 nucleotides long. RefSeq lists its product as uncharacterized. Gene Ontology annotation, cellular component: extrinsic component of membrane. Gene Ontology annotation, biological process: protein targeting to vacuole; protein retention in Golgi apparatus. Lineage: Eukaryota; Viridiplantae; Streptophyta; Magnoliopsida; Solanales; Convolvulaceae. The coding region runs from base 267 to 10748 and encodes 3493 amino acids. The record is from RefSeq and is a predicted model, not a curated record. The transcript is spliced from 47 exons.